CGCCCGCCCGCCAUGGUGUCAUGGAUCAUCUCCAGGCUGGUGGUGCUUAUAUUUGGCACCCUGUAUCCUGCAUAUUACUCCUACAAGGCUGUCAAAUCAAAGGACAUUAAAGAAUAUGUCAAAUGGAUGAUGUACUGGAUUAUAUUUGCACUGUUCACCACUGCAGAGACAUUCACAGACAUCUUCCUUUGCUGGUUUCCAUUCUAUUAUGAACUAAAAAUAGCAUUUGUAGCCUGGCUGCUGUCUCCCUAUACAAAAGGGUCCAGCCUCCUGUACAGGAAGUUUGUACAUCCCACGCUGUCUUCAAAAGAAAAGGAAAUUGAUGAUUGCCUGGUCCAAGCAAAAGAUCGAAGUUAUGAUGCCCUUGUGCACUUCGGGAAGCGAGGCUUGAACGUGGCGGCCACAGCGGCUGUGAUGGCUGCUUCCAAGGGACAGGGUGCCUUAUCGGAGAGACUGAGGAGCUUCAGCAUGCAGGACCUCACCACCAUCAGGGGAGACGGUGCCCCUACUCCCUCAGGCCCCCCACCCCCAGGGCCUGGGCGGGCCAGCGGCAAACAUGGCCAACCUAAGAUGUCCAGGAGUGCUUCUGAGAGUGCUGGCAGCUCAGUGUGUACCUGCUGCUCUACCUGCAGGACCCGGAAAGUGGUUGAGGGAGAUGUGAAUGAGGGUGGUGUGAAGGCAUGGGAGCCCCACCAGGUCCAAAACCCACUGGCAUUUUCUGACGACGAGGAGGAAGACCUGCUGGAGUUCAUGUACAAGUAUAAGGCACCGAAAAAGACGGAAUUGCCCCUGGAGGCACCGCCUAGAACCCUUCGAUCUCGCUUCAGGAAGAAAAGUACCUCAUCCUCGGCCACUGAAACCACGUGAGUGAGUGAGAUGAGCCAACAACACUGGAUCCAGAAUGUUUCUUCUCUGCCUUAAAGAGCUAGUCAUUAAUAACACAGAAAUCCGCAGGCUGGGUGUGCUUUGAGUGUAUAACCUCACAGACACGGCCUUUAUUCGCUCCCCUCUUCUGCCUAUAAGAAAUUCAUUCUUUCUCUUCUUUCUCUCUCUGUCUGUCUCUGACUUUCUCUCUUUUUCUGUUUGUCUGUUCUUUUCCUUCCUUAAAAUUUUGCUGGGGAGAGCCUAAGGGCGAGGUCAGGGGUGAGCCUUUAAGUCUCCUGAGGUUAGUUAGCCAUUUCCCACAAUUGGAUUGUCUUUACAGACGGCAGUGUUUUUAGAAAUGCAAGCAAAAUCACCCCUAUGCUGCUGAGAUGUACAUUUGUAAUUUAUUUGUUGCAUAUUUAGUUUUUAGUUCUGUAAAUGCAAAUGAAGUUUUUUUAAACCUUUUUUGUUCUUGGUACUAAUAUUUUGGACUGUGAUGUACAGAAUUAUGGCUUUGGCUUAAUAUAAUGAAUUUACCGAUGCUGUCAGCAGUUCUGAUAAGAAAAAAAAUGUAAACAAAUACUUUUGGUUCUGGACGAUGGCUCCCAUGUUCUUAUAAAGAUCCCAAAUCCAGUUUUU
Molecule: messenger RNA, 1503 nt
Organism: Dipodomys spectabilis (banner-tailed kangaroo rat)
Lineage: Eukaryota; Metazoa; Chordata; Mammalia; Rodentia; Heteromyidae
Gene: Reep1
Product: receptor accessory protein 1
Exons: 9
Coding region: 13-867 (284 amino acids)
Biological process (GO): endoplasmic reticulum tubular network organization
Cellular component (GO): endoplasmic reticulum membrane; endoplasmic reticulum tubular network; cytoplasmic microtubule
Molecular function (GO): microtubule binding
Source: RefSeq, a predicted model, not a curated record